Messenger RNA from Acanthocheilonema viteae, 750 nucleotides. The record is from the annotation of a GenBank genome assembly. Lineage: Eukaryota; Metazoa; Nematoda; Chromadorea; Rhabditida; Onchocercidae.
AUGUCAUCAAAAGCAAGUACCCACACAAAAAUAUCCCCAGAAGAUACCAUUUUUGUACAGCUCCUCAAACAAUUUUUCAGGUUAACUGGCAGAAAUGUUGCAGCUAGGCCGAAUUUUUUCAUUUUCAUCUCUUUACUUGUUACCAUUCUGAGCUCUUCAUCUAUCUUUUUAACCAAAAUGACCAAUGAAGUGACUGAUUUUACACCAAAAGAUGCAAGGGCCCUCAAAGAAUUAAAAAUUUAUAAUGAUUUUUUUGGUCGUGAAGGGGAUCCAAUUGUAAUUUUUGUGUUUAUAACUGCAAAAGAUGGCGGUUCAAUGUUAGGCGUACCGCAACUCAAUGAAACUGUUCAGCUACUUGAUUCAAUAGCCAAUGAUGUAAAAAUAAGGGAUGAACAAACGAAUAAAACAUUGAUUUUUUCACAGUUUUGCACCAGUUUCUGUGAAGUAAAUGAACCGGUUCGAAAUGUUUAUAAUGGUUUGAUGAUAAAUGAGCAAUACAAUGGAACAUCGUUGCAAAUCAAUCUUGCUUAUCCAUUAAGUACCAUUCUUGGUCAAAGAUUUCGCAUUGAUGAUAAUUUUUUUGGUGUACAAGCAAGUUUUCUUUUCUUUUAUGCUUUUGUCGGGAAACAAAAUGCUUUAUUGGAUGCUCAGCUGGUAUUAUUGCAAUUUCGAGCUAUACUUCAAGACACUGUUGAUUGUAAUAGUGCUGAGCUAUAUGAAAUGGCAGUUACAAAUUUUAUACAAAAGUAG